Messenger RNA from Lycium ferocissimum, 636 nucleotides. RefSeq lists its product as uncharacterized. The record is from RefSeq and is a predicted model, not a curated record. The transcript is spliced from 3 exons. NCBI's taxonomy places the organism in Eukaryota, Viridiplantae, Streptophyta, Magnoliopsida, Solanales, Solanaceae. Gene Ontology annotation, molecular function: protein dimerization activity. The coding region runs from base 1 to 636 and encodes 211 amino acids.
AUGUACUUGAUGCUAUUCUUUGUUAAUGCUCGUUUUGAAGAAAAGUGUAGGGCAAAGGGAUAUCUUAAAGCAUGUUUAGCAUAUGAGGUUGUCUUCAUGCACACUGUUUUAGCAAUCACAAAUGAGCUUAAUGCAUCUUUUCAAAAGAAAGAGCAAGACAUUGCAAAUGACAUGCUACUUGUUGGUUUGGAAAAGGAGCGACUGCAAGAACUAAGAGGAGAAGAACUCAAUAAUCGUUUUGAUGAGGAGACAACUUAUUUGCUUCUUAGAAUUGCUUGCUUGAACCUACUUGAGAAUUAUAUUGUUGAUGUCCGGGAUCAUGAUAAAAGGUUUUUCGAUCUUAAGGGACUUGGUGAUUUUUCCAAGAAACUAAUAGAGACAAAGAAGCAUGGAACUUAUCCUCUUGUGUUCCGGGUAGUGGAAUUUGCUUUACUUCUGCCAGUUGCUACUGCUACAGUUGAAAGAACUUUCUCUGCGAUGAAGUUGAUUAAGAGUGACUUACGAAAUCGAAUGGAUGAUGAGCUUUUGAGUGGUUGUUUGGUGCCUUAUAUAGAAAAAGAAGUAUUUAGUAAUAUUUCUAAUGAGGCUAUUAUGGAUACCUUUCAAAAGAUGAAAUCUCGUCGAGGAGAAUUGUAA